Messenger RNA from Postia placenta MAD-698-R-SB12, 909 nucleotides. RefSeq lists its product as hypothetical. Gene Ontology annotation, molecular function: oxidoreductase activity. Lineage: Eukaryota; Fungi; Basidiomycota; Agaricomycetes; Polyporales; Adustoporiaceae. The record is from RefSeq and is a predicted model, not a curated record. The coding region runs from base 1 to 909 and encodes 302 amino acids. The transcript has 3 exons.
AUGGCCGCUAGAGUUUGGCUCAUCACAGGCGCGAGCUCUGGUAUAGGGCUCACGCUUGCCGAAUACGUUCUCUCCCAAGGAGACAAGGUCAUCGCUACCGUCCGGUCCCUCGCUAAGUUCCCCGAGAGCCUCAAGGCGGCGGGAGCUCAUCCCCUCGUGCUGGAUCUCGGCACAUCAGACAGCGAUAUACUCAAAGCGGGAGAAGAGGCACUCAAGGUGCACGGAUAUAUCGAUGUGUUGGUGAACAACGCGGGGUACGGUGGACUAUCACCCGUAGAAGAAUUAGAUCUAGGUGAAGCUCGCGCGCAAUUCCAGACCAAUGUCUUCGGCGCACUAGCCCUCAUUCAGGCGUUACUGCCUUCUUUCCGCGCCCGACGAACAGGCCACAUCCUGAACGUGUCGUCGGUCGGUGGCUUCGUCAGCUUUCCUUCCUGGGGAGCUUACUGCGCGUCGAAAUCGGCACUGGAAGCCUUCUCAGAGUCUCUCAGUCAGGAAGUCGCUCCAUUCGGCAUCCGUGUCCUUAUCGUACAGCCUGGCUAUUUCCCGACAAGCUUUUUGCAGACGACCGCCUCUAUAUCGGAUCUCAAGAGAUCAACCGUCUACACUGAUCCCUCCCAAGGGUACGGUGCCGACCAGAAGAUGCAUGAGAGGGCUGUGGAGCAAGGUCACGUCGGUGAUGUCGCCAAGUUAGCUCAGAGGCUGUAUGAGCUGGUGGCAGGUACUGGUUUAGCGAAGAGCUUGGUCGAAGGUCAGGGUGGGAAGAGAGAUUGGCUUCGCGUCCCGUUGGGUCCCGAUUGCGGGACGAUGAUACUGCAGAAGCUCAGCAUCGUCACCGAGAAUGUGAAGGCCUUCGAGCAUGUCUGGAGGUCGACUGACGUGACUCCGGAGCGCUUGAAGGAGUUAGCUUGA